AUGGAGGAUAGCGACAUUGAGCUGGAGUCGGCGCUCGUACCAGGCCUGGCAACCCCUCCGCUAUCUCCGAGCAAGUCCAUCAGCACGAACGGUUGGGCAUCGCCAGAGACUCCAGCAUCUCCCCGAAAAGCGCGGAGCUGCCUCUUCCCUCGGAAUGCUGGCGCCUAUUGGACUUUAAGCCUGCCAUCUCCUGCCGUCAAAGACAAGUCCUUCGGUCAUCUUGCUUCCCUUGAGCCACUGCAUUGUCGGUUUGAACCUGGGCAGGACUACAUCAAUCGUUUCAAUCUGCGAUCCGCAAAUGAACCACUUGACGGGACAAGGUUGAAAUAUUCGCCCCCAUCGACUCAUGUUGCCAACAACGAACCCACUGUAUCAGAUGAAACUCCCAAUGAACCUGAAGCCACUGAGAACAGCUGUUCAGACCUGGCCGCUGCUUCCGAAACUUCUAUUGAUGGCCAGGAUGAUCACAUUGAUCACGCACGAUCCGCCUCUAACGCUAAUACUACGAAUAUUGAGAAAUCACCAAACAAGCUGAAGCCGCUAACCAUUCGCCUUUCGGGUUCCCCUCUCAGACCCGGUCAGUGGGUCGCAAGAGGUGGUCGUCUUUCGCGUCCGGCAGGUCUCAAUCUAAGUCCGGAUCGCUUUAUCUCUACGCGUCGAACCCCCAUCUCCUCCAGCGAAUGUCUCCAGCUGAGUAAACCAUUAUCCCGACUCACCCUAGAAGAGGGUAGCCUUCGCCGCAGCCGACCUAGUACAGACCCUUUCAGCCGGAGUUCCCGUCGAAGCGGAAGGCUCAACGACGAACUCAGGAACGCUCGUGAGACACAUUCUGUCAUCAGUGGUCGCGUGAAUCCUAGCCGACGGCGUGGUCCUGGUGGUCUUCGUCGAAGUUCUUAUACAGCAGGAGUGCGCCAGGUAAGUGCUGGUGGGGUUUGGACAGUCGGUGGCCCUUCUGCGGCGAGUGACUCUAUGGUUGGCGUCCCAAAUGGUAGGGGCGGCGUACUUGGGAGUGGAACGACUGCGCCGCUGCAUUCGUCGAUGUUUUUAAGUCGGUCUGACCCGGAAGCGGAGCUUGAAGCACACGAGGGACGCAUUGCACUCGCAAUGGAUGUCGAUCCGACAAACAGGGUCUUGGAACACACGCUCCCCACUUCUCGCUCAUACGCUGCAACGUCAGCCGGCUCCCCGUUUUCCAGUCUUGGAAGCUCACCUCGGCCCAUCUGGAGGGACAGUGCUUGGGUCAGGGAAGAACAUGCUACAGUCCUCGAUGCGCCGCAACUUCGAGACGACUACUACUGCUCCGUACUGGCCUACUCGCAUACUUCUAAAUACCUUGCGGUUGGUUUGGGUAAUUCCGUACAUCUCUGGUCAGAGCGAAAAGGGGUGGAUACUCCCGACUGUCUGAACGAGUUGAUAGUCAACAGCACCCCGCGAGCACAUCAUGUCACGUCAUUGUCCUUCUCCUCAGUUCCGGGUGGACAAGCCAUCCUUGCCGUAGGGAGAGCUGAUGGCCGCCUCGCUCUGUGGACUGCCUCGGAUGCAGAACCACGGUUCAACGCUGAACAGCCCAGACCGAUAUCAUGUGUAUCCUUCAGGCCCACAGUCGUCAAGCGUCCUUCCGUACGCGACAAUGCUUUAACGGUCCCAACUGAGGAACUGCUCGUGGGUGACGAUGCGGGCCAUGUCGGUGGCAAUGACAAUGUUUGCUUUCUCUUCGAGACCAAGAAGAUCACGCAACGACGGCCCGGCUCGCACGAGAAACCCGCUGUCUUGGAUGCCCGUGACGGCUUACAUGGAGAGAAGAUCUGGACGGUGACACCAGGACGUAAUAACGUCCUAGCUAUUCCGCCGGGACGCCAGAAGCACAGGUGGGAACUAAAUGCCGCCGUCAAGGCAAUCGCCUUCUGUCCUUGGCAGCGUGGUCUGCUUGCUAUCGGGGGCGGCUCGAAUGAUCGCUGCAUCCACUUUUACCACACUAUUUCUGGGGCAUGCCUAGCGACCAUCGACUGCGCUGCCCAAGUUACCAGCCUCAUUUGGAGCACCACUCGCAGGGAAAUUGCAGCUACGUUUGGCUUCGCACAGCCGGAGCAUCCUUAUCGCAUCGCGGUUUUUGCUUGGCCUUCCUGCGAGCAAAUUGGAGCUGUUCCGUGGUACGACGAGAACCGAGCGCUCUAUGCAAUCCCGUAUCCCGGUAGCCCCAAUACAAGCAGAGAAAGGGGAGAGGAUGACGUGUGGUCACGUCGAGCUGCGGAAGAAGGGUGCAUAGUUGUGGCGGCUAGCGAUGCAGCGAUCAGGUUCCAUGAGAUUUGGAGUGAGGAUCGAGGCAGUCUCGGUGCAGGGACGGGAUCGUUGGGCGGGAGUGAAAUCCUGGAGAGUUUGCAUGGGAUCGAGAGGGAGGGCGGGCAGGUGAUUCGGGGCGGGGUUCCCUCCGAAACUCCCUCAAGGUCACACGGCUGGAGUUAUCCGCUAGUGUCGUCUCAGCACUUUGAGGGUGCGCGGGAAUCACACAAUAUCACGCAUGCUACGGACAACCACGCAGCGAACCAAAUCUGUGUCACCGGAGGGUUCUAG
This is a messenger RNA of Westerdykella ornata, 2571 nucleotides long. RefSeq lists its product as uncharacterized. Gene Ontology annotation, biological process: anaphase-promoting complex-dependent catabolic process; positive regulation of anaphase-promoting complex-dependent catabolic process; positive regulation of ubiquitin protein ligase activity. The record is from RefSeq and is a predicted model, not a curated record. Gene Ontology annotation, cellular component: anaphase-promoting complex. Gene Ontology annotation, molecular function: protein binding; ubiquitin ligase activator activity; anaphase-promoting complex binding. Bases 1 to 2571 code for a protein of 856 amino acids. The transcript is spliced from 4 exons. NCBI's taxonomy places the organism in Eukaryota, Fungi, Ascomycota, Dothideomycetes, Pleosporales, Sporormiaceae.